AUGGAUAGCUUGGAAUUCCGUCUCACUAUCAAUCGACAAAUCCCUUAUACUCGCUCAACACAUUUCGACCGAAUCAAGCAUACUCUCUAUGCGAUUGUUCCAAAUCAUCCACCGGCCUAUCACAUAUGUAGUUCCAGACGGCCGAACGGCACAGUCUUACCGAGAUUGAGGUGGAAACAGCAGAAGAUCAUCCAUCAUCCUAUAUCAAGUUCACCCAUCUUGGUGAUGUCGGCUGAGAACGUACAUGUUUACGGACCGAAAUCGUAUCUCGCUCAGGUCAGUACUUCAAGUUGGUCCGAACAGAGCAGGAUAUCAAGUAUCGGGGUGGAUGUCUCACUGAGAUCCGAAGAGCAGCAUGCGACAUUGGGCUCACCAUACACUAUUUACCUUACUCUCCGCAACCUGCCUCCUAAUCUUACUUUGCAUGGUUGGGACGUAGUACUUUGUCAGUUGACCCAGCCGGUAAAGCCGAAUGAAGGUAAUGUAGUUUUCAAGGAUCUUUGGAGAGGAAGUGAAGCUCUUACGGGAGAUGGGGAUCCGCCGACAUUAUCGCCAGAUUCGACAUUCGCAACCACCCUGCACAUACGACUACCGUCUCCAGUCAUAGGCGGUUUACCAUCUUGCACUGACGGAACGGAAUACGCAUCAAUACAGCAUUCGCUAUCGAUUUCGCUUCAUUACUCUAUCCUAGGGGAAGAUAUGAAUGGUGAUGAAUUAGGUGGACCGCUUAACAAAGCCGAAGGCGCUGUAAGGUCAUGGAUAUAUGAAAGACCCAUACAUGUAUUAUCGGACUUGCAUGGACUGGCCGAAGCACCCUCGCCUGUAUACUCCACCUCUUCCCCUAAUCCAAAUGAGGCUCUCCCGGGCGACUCCUCAGAUAUGGCUGAGACCUUCAAAAUACCUCAUAUGGUCUCCAUGGCUAAGUCGAGAACAGGCUUCAUGCGACCUGCGGGGGUGGAUAUGGAAAGGCUAAAGAUGAAGAUACAGGACCAUUGGAUACAGACUGCAGGACUUUGUACAUGUUUUGGUGAAUCGGGUCAUCAAGAUUUCAAAGCUUCGCUGGAGGAUGAAUUGGAUGCGAGUUCGAGAGCUGUCAAAAUGGUGAAUCAAGACAGGUGA
This is a messenger RNA of Kwoniella mangroviensis CBS 8507, 1119 nucleotides long. RefSeq lists its product as uncharacterized. The record is from RefSeq and is a predicted model, not a curated record. The transcript has 3 exons. The coding region runs from base 1 to 1119 and encodes 372 amino acids. Lineage: Eukaryota; Fungi; Basidiomycota; Tremellomycetes; Tremellales; Cryptococcaceae.